Messenger RNA from Oryzias melastigma (Indian medaka), 1159 nucleotides. RefSeq names its product rab11 family-interacting protein 4A. The record is from RefSeq and is a predicted model, not a curated record. Gene Ontology annotation, cellular component: endocytic vesicle; recycling endosome membrane; midbody. NCBI's taxonomy places the organism in Eukaryota, Metazoa, Chordata, Actinopteri, Beloniformes, Adrianichthyidae. Gene Ontology annotation, molecular function: calcium ion binding. Gene Ontology annotation, biological process: endocytic recycling; regulation of cytokinesis.
CUGGUGGACGCUCUGAAGGAGCAGGAGGAGAUCAACCUGCGUCUGAGGCAGUACAUGGACAAGAUCAUUCUGGCCAUCCUGGACCACAACCCCUCCAUCCUGGAGAUCAAGAACUAACACAACGCACAGAUAGUGAAGCUGUUGUGGCCAGACGUCCUCUUUACUGUUAGUUUGUGUUUAAAUGUGCUUCUGCGAUGCUCUCACAGUUACUGAGCACCAGCAGAUGUGGUGUUUCUGGCACUCUCACGUCGUGACGUCCAGCUUUGAGGGCUCACCCUCACCUUUCAGCCUCCAUCCACUCAAAGUGCUAAGUUGUCCAUUUCUAAAUUUAUGUUGUAAAUGGUUUGAAUAGCAGGAAGUGCUGCUCCUUGUCACAAUAAAAGCUGCACUUUUCCUCACUUCAUGUUGCUUCAGCUGAAGCAGAAUUUAGAACGAGCUUUGUGGAUUCUAACUUGUUUUUUUAGAAUGAAUCAAAAAAUCUGUUGCUACUGAAAAAGCAAUGAGGGAAUGAUGUCAUGGAAACAAAGACUGAAGGAGCAAAAAGGUGCUGGAGGGAAACUUCACAAGUCUCUGUCUGCAUCUUCAAAACAUCUGAAGGUUUCUAUGAGGAGAGAUGAAGUCUUCCUUCCUCUGGAUGAGAUUAUUCCUUCAAACGAGUUUAGAAGGCAAGAAUCCGAUCACUUAAAACACUUGAAUGAUUUAGUGCCAAAACACAAGCAGACACGAGUGUCCUCCGUGAUCGUCCUUUUCAAUCAUGACAAAACAAUAUGGUGCUGUCCAGCAGAAAAGCCAACCCAGACGGCACUGUACCCCCAUGCAACGGGGAGUUUUGUGAACUAAAGGAUUUCUGUUCAGAUCAUCAGAUUGAAGGAGGUCAGUCUGAUCCUGUCCAGAUCAUCCUCAGAGAGCAUGUGCAGACACAGCUGCUCACCAACCACCACAGUGUUAUUGAAUUCACCAAAACGGGCUUUUUUCAUGGUGUCAUAGUUUGACUCUGAUUUGAUCACAAUGUUUGUAAUUUCAUUGUAAAUGUUGUACAAAGUCACUUUUCAUAUGAAAGAAAGUCAUGGCACUUGAUAAAAAAAAAAGAUUUCAACAUAAUGUGUAGCUGAGUUCACUGUAAAUGUCUGAGCUUACAUUAAACAUGUGAAUGUGUCGA